Molecule: messenger RNA, 1832 nt
Organism: Anoplopoma fimbria (sablefish)
Lineage: Eukaryota; Metazoa; Chordata; Actinopteri; Perciformes; Anoplopomatidae
Product: zinc finger protein 135-like
Exons: 2
Coding region: 1-1242 (413 amino acids)
Biological process (GO): regulation of transcription by RNA polymerase II
Molecular function (GO): DNA-binding transcription factor activity, RNA polymerase II-specific; RNA polymerase II cis-regulatory region sequence-specific DNA binding
Source: RefSeq, a predicted model, not a curated record
AUGUCUAAAGCACAAAUACUGAGAUCUUUAGUCAACCAGCGACUCACUGCAGCUGCUGAAGAGAUAUUUGAGCUGUUUGAAAGAACGAUAGCAGAGCACGAGGAGGAACUUUCUCGUUCUAAAGAGGAGAACGAGCGACAACGGAAACUCCUGGACGCUGUUUUCAACCCUCAGCUUCGGUUACACAGAGCAGACGUCCAGCAGCUGUUGGUGGUUAAAGAAGAGGUUCCCCCUGAGCAGCAGGAGUGGAGCUCCAGUCUGGACCAGGAGGAGCCAGAGCCCCCACACAUUAAAGAGGAACAGGAGGAACUCUGGACCAGUCAGGAGGGAGAGCAGCUUCAAGGACUGGAGGAGGCUGAUACCAAGUUCUCAUUCACUCCUGUGAAGAGAGAAGAAGAUGAAAAGGAAGCUCAGCCCUCACAGCGUCAUCAAAGACAAACUGAACAGAUGGAAACAGAAGCUGAUGGAGAGGACUGUGGAGGACCAGAACCAGACAAGAACCCAGAUUCAGAUAGACAUUUACAACUAUCUAGUAUUGAAAAGGCCUCACAAUGUUACAAACAAGAAACUGAAGUCAGUGAUGAUUGGAAUGAGACCAGUGAACCUCAGUCAGGUUUAAACUUUCUGAAAAAUAACGAAUACAAUUCUUCAGAGAAAUUAUUUUGCUGCUCUGAGUGUGGUAAACGAUUUAACCAAAACUCGAAUCUUAAGACACACAUGAGAACUCACACAGGAGAAAAACCAUUCAGUUGCUCAGUUUGCGGUAAGAGAUUUGGUCAGAAGGCUCAUCUGCAGAACCAUUUGAAAUGUCACACGGGGGAAAAACCUUACAGCUGCUCAUUUUGUAAUAAAUGUUUUGCUCGGAGUGAACAUUUACAGUUACACAUGAGGACCCACACGGGGGAGAAACCAUUCAGCUGCAACGUUUGUGGCAAAAGAUUCACAUGGCUUGGUCAGUUCAAAAGCCACAAGUGUGGCGGUGAAUCCUCACAGUUUCAUGAGCUCUGGACCGGUCAGGAGGGAGAGCGGCUUCAAGGCCUGGAGGAGUUUCAUACCGCCAAAUUCCCAUUCCCUCCCGUCGCUGCAAAGAGUGAAGAUGAUGAGGAGAGGCCUCAUUCCUCACAGCUUCAUCGAAGACAUGCAGAGGACUGUGGAGGACCAAGACCAGCCAGGAACUCAGAUCCAGAUAGUCUUGAGUCACACACACUGACAUAUAAUUCUUUCAUUGGACACUUCUGGUGACGUUGCCGUGUUGUUGAUCCUGUUUUUAACUUAAAAUUUCAGAUUGUGAUAAAGAGUUAGCAGGUAGCAUGUCAGUUAGCAAUUAGCAUUGAUUAUUACAGGUAAAGGUCCUGCAUUGAAAAUGUUCCUUCCAGUCAAAGUAUGGAAGUAUAAUCAGUAAAAUAUACUAACUAAAUAUCUAUUUAUUAAAAGUAUAAAAAGUGCCCACCAUGACUAUUAUAUAUUCUAUCAUUCGAUUAUUAUUACUCAUGCAUUCACAAUGUUGUUUUAUUUAUACAUUCAUGUUAUUAAAAGGAAAAGCAGCAUUGUCACAUUUGUAAAGAUGGAACUUUUAAAUGUUCUUGCAUGAAAAUGACUUCAACCAUCAAAAAAGCUUCCAAUUAAUGUUUUGUCAAUCGAUUGAUUGAUUAAGAAUACAAUAGUUUCAGCUGUACUAAAAUUUUAACAAAAAUGAUUUCAUAAACUCUUCAUAUAUAUUGUGUGCAAACAAGUACUAAUUUUUAACUGAAGUGAAUGUGAAAAAGCUACAGCGCUAAAUGUUUGUGAGGCUUCAGCUAAGUCUGUAUAUCAAACCUGCAGCCUGCUGGACA